Molecule: messenger RNA, 916 nt
Organism: Mercenaria mercenaria
Lineage: Eukaryota; Metazoa; Mollusca; Bivalvia; Venerida; Veneridae
Product: complement C1q tumor necrosis factor-related protein 3-like
Exons: 2
Coding region: 211-849 (212 amino acids)
Molecular function (GO): protein binding
Source: RefSeq, a predicted model, not a curated record
CACCACUUACUUCGAUUCAUAUUAUUUUCUGCCUUGUUAGCUACAUUGAAAGCUAAUUAUAUUAGUCAUUCAUCUGACGAUGGUGAAGAUGAGGCAACGACAAACGGCUCAGUUAUUCGAGAACUCAUCAAGCGCGUAGAAGUUCUCGAUGCACGUGACAGGAGGCAAACGCAAGACAUUGAGAAGCUUGAAAGGGACCAUAAACAAGAGAUGGAUGAACUUAAGCAAGAACUUGCCAAUCAAAAAGAUGAGAUUGCAGUCUUACGGAAGAAAAACACUGGACAAGAUCACCUGUUGUCCAAUUUAAUGCGACGUAUGAAACCGCGUGCAGGGACUCUGGCAACAGCCCCAGAAGUAACCAAAGACGAGGGUCAGCAGACGACAUUUGAAGUUAAUAGAAUACGCCGAGCCGACAACGAAGUGCCGGUUGCUUUUACUGCUGGACUCACGCACAGUGUCCUUCAUGCUGGUGCACACCAGAAUAUAGUCUUUGACCACGUGGAAACCAACAAAGGUAACGGCUACAGCCCUCAUCAUGGCGUGUUCACUGCGCCAGUUUCGGGUCUCUAUGUUUUCUACACAUCCAUUCUCGCUUACAACGAUCGUGAAGUUUGGUGUCAAAUGGUCGUAAAUGGCGUGAAUAAAGCAUCCGUGUACGCACGGGGCACAGACAAUCGACAUGACCAGGGAAGUCAAGUUAUAAUAAUUCAGCUUCAACAAGGUGAUGACAUCUCUGUUCAAAAUGUAGCGGCUGAUGACGCUAUUUACGGUGACGGGACAAUCUAUUCAACAUUUUCCGGAUUUCUUCUUCAGCAAGAUUUUUCUGAAGCCGGGACCGUUGUUGGAUGAUUGAAAUGCAAUGCACCUUUAAGUUAUGAGUACAUUAUACAGUUAUGAGUAAAAAUUGUUCUUUUUA